Molecule: messenger RNA, 1851 nt
Organism: Nezara viridula (southern green stink bug)
Lineage: Eukaryota; Metazoa; Arthropoda; Insecta; Hemiptera; Pentatomidae
Source: the annotation of a GenBank genome assembly
AUUAGUUAUCAUACGACCUAUAUAGCAGUUAUUUCAUUGUUUUGUUUUUUAAAGAUUUAUUUUCUAAUUUUGAAAUUAAUGAUGUCCGUAAGUAAUAUUGUCAAACAGUUAUGGAACAAACGUAUAGAUCGAAAAUUAGGAUUUGAACAGGUUUUAAAAAAGGUUACUUUAACUCAUGCUGCUGAUGGAGUAUGUUUAGCAGAAAUGACAGUUGAUCCAGAACACACCAACUCUGAAGGUACUCUUCACGGAGGAUUAACAUCCACCCUAGUCGAUACCAUUUCUGGGAUGGCACUAGCAACAAAGACAAAAGAUGGAAGUAUUGGAGUAUCUGUAGAUUUACAUGUUACAUUCUUGAAAGGUGUUCAGCUUGGAGAAAAGAUUCUUAUUGAAGCUAAAACAAAUAAAUGUGGAAAAACAUUAGCAUUUUUGGAUGUUAAUAUUAUUCAUGAAGCAACUGGUGAUCUUGUAGCAAAAGGUUCACACACUAAAUUUAUUAAAAAUUGAGAAUUAUAUAUUAUUGAAUAAAGUAGACUAAACAAUAGCACCUUGGUUACUUUAAUUUAUUCUUUGUGUAAAUAAAAGCUAAUUGAUUUGUUUUUAAACAUGGAAAAAUAAAAAUAAAAUUAGUUUGCAAAUGAUGAUCUGAAUUAUUCCAAAGGAUCUCAUUGUUUAGAGUUCAAAGAAAAUGGUAAUCCCCAUUAGUUUUUCAAGAUAGGUCAAUUCUUUUUAGUCUGCCAACUAUUAUAAUGAAUUAGAAUCUCUUUUAUAUUUGAUAAUUACUUGUAUUAAAAUAAUUACAAAAUACCUAGUCCUGUCAUAAAUAUUGCUACAAGGAAAUAUAUACAGAUUUCAACAGAAAAAAUAAUUUUUUCAAAAAAUUUAUUAGAAAAUAAAGUGUAUAUCUAUAGAGAGUAAAACAAAAAAAAAAAAUUACUCAAAAUUUCCUCCCUUUGCCUUGACACAGGCAUUUAAUCUCCAUGUUCAGUCAUCAAUAGCAGCACGCAGCAUUUUUUGAGGAACUUCUCACUGCAUUUGCCUUUCUCACAGUGCGGGGACGGCCCAGUCAAGGUCUGUCACAACAAAUACGGUCUCAUUAUAUCUAUUUAAAGUGGGAUACACGAACAUACGGCUGAUACCCAAAGGUUUCAAAGUGUUGAAAAUCUCUGACCUACAUUUUCCAACUUUGUGUAAGGCGAUCAAAGCUAUUCGGUUUUCUUUAUCACCCCACUCCAUGUUAACUGAGCAAAAGAAACAUACAAACUAAUUGGGGUCAUUAUCCUGACAAGUAAAGAUAACAACCUGACAGAGGUAAGGAUUAUCUAAAUAAUACCCAAGGAUGUAAACAAAGUUCAAGUUUUGUAACAGCAUUUAGGGCAGAACUAGGUAUUCUCUAAAAAUGUUUGAGAAGUGAUCAAAUAAAGGAUGUUAAGGCUUUAUAGUCAUUUAAAUCAGAUGGAGGCUGUUUGAAUUUUGACUUUCGUGAAGGAUUGACUGAAGGUAAAAUAAAAAAGGACAAACGUUUUAUUAUAUGGAUAGAUAAAGUGUCAGAAAGCAUUGCUGAGAUAGAAUUAAUGGAAGUGGAAGAAAUUGACUGGCACGAAUGGAGAAAAAGAGUAAGGUAUGACUGGUUAAGUUUUGUUCAUAGUGAAGACAUUCUAUUUACUAAUAACAUUCUAAAUUUGUAUGGUGAAGAUGAUAUGUACCUUUUAUUUUGUAAUUUCUGUAUGGUAAAGGAGAACAUUUUCUUUUAUUUAACAUUGUAUUAUACUUCUUAUUUUUAAAUAUAAUGCUUGUUAACAAUUUUUAUUUUUUGUUAUUUCAACUUGAUAAUAAAAUUAUAACUAUGAA